Messenger RNA from Lecanosticta acicola, 1781 nucleotides. Lineage: Eukaryota; Fungi; Ascomycota; Dothideomycetes; Mycosphaerellales; Mycosphaerellaceae. The record is from the annotation of a GenBank genome assembly.
AUGGCACAGGCAAUCGACCUUGAAGCGCCUAAUGGACAGAAAUACAGCCAGCCAACGGGGUUGUUUAUCAACAACGAGUUUGUAGCCGCCCAGAAUGGGAAGACGAUCACUUCGAUAGACCCAGCGUAUGUUGUAUCAUCUCUCUUCUUCCGGCGGCCGAGGACUGAGAGUAGCUGAAAAUCCAAACAGCACAGAAAAGGACAUCGCCACAGUCCAAGCAGCCGGAGAAGAGGACAUUGAUCUCGCCGUCAAAGCCGCCCAUAAAGCGCUCAGAGAUCCCUCAUGGAAACUCCUCCCUCCGACCGACCGGGGAAGGCUCAUGAGUAAAUUGGCCGAUCUGAUCGAGAGCAAGAAGGAACUCUUCGCGACCAUCGACGCCUGGGACAACGGGAAGAGCUACAUGGAAGCCCUGACUGUCGAUCUACCGGAGGCUAUCUCGACCAUCAGAUACUAUGCCGGCUGGGCGGAUAAGACGUUCGGACAGACGAUCAGUACCGCGCCGCAGAAAUUCGCCUAUACCCUUCGGCAGCCGAUCGGGGUCGUGGCACAGAUCAUUCCAUGGAAUUAUCCGCUCUCCAUGGCGACAUGGAAGCUCGGUCCUGCUUUGGCGUGCGGGAAUACAGUCGUGCUCAAAGCGGCAGAGCAAACACCUUUGAGCAUCCUCAUGCUCGGGCAGUUGGUCAAGGAAGCCGGUUUCCCACCUGGAGUCGUCAACUUCGUCAAUGGCUACGGAGCGGAGGCGGGAUCUGCCCUGGUCCAGCAUCCGCUUGUGGACAAAGUGGCUUUCACGGGCUCUACUGGUACCGCGAGACAGAUCAUGAAGAUGGCGAGUGCGACUCUGAAGAACAUAACCCUGGAGACGGGCGGCAAGAGCCCCUUGCUGGUCUUCUCCGACGCAGACCUGGAGCAAGCCGUCAAGUGGGCGCACCUGGGCAUAAUGUAGGUCAGCAGCCAAAGCGUGACUUUCAGAAUCUCCGUAUACAGGAAGCUGACUGAUGCGACCGACGCCGCCGCCAGGUCAAAUCAGGGCCAAAUCUGCACCGCCACAUCUCGCAUUCUGGUCCAGGACGAAGUCUACGAUGGCUUCGUGACGUCCUUGGUGGAGACCGUGAAGGAAGUCAGCAAGGUAGGCGACCAAUGGGACGAGUCGACCUACCAAGGCCCCCAGGUCUCCCGACAACAGUACGAGCGAAUCCUGGCCCAUAUCGAAUCUGGCAAGCAAGAAGGCGCCAAGGUGGUCCUGGGCGGACAGAAGAAAGAAGGCAAAGGCUUCUACAUCGAGCCUACGGUUUUUACUGACGUUGCUGAUGAGAUGCGAAUAUAUCGUGAGGAGGUAAAGCACAACUUUACUCCCCCGGACAAAAAAUUUCUGCAACUUUCACUGACGAAGUCUCUUUCUUUUUUUGUUUUUAGAUCUUCGGCCCCGUGGUCGUCAUCUCGAGAUUCUCCAGCGAAGAAGACGCGAUUCGCAGAGCAAACGACACCACAUACGGUCUCGGAUCUGCCGUCUUCACUCAGAAUCUGGAAAGGGCACAUCGCGUUGCUGCGGAGAUUGAAGCCGGCAUGGUGAGUUGUGAUCCGUACCUUAACAAAGAGCGUGAUGAGUAAAUAUUCUGAUAACAUUUCUCUAGGUGUGGAUCAACAGCAGUAAUGACUGUGACCCGAGGAUACCUUUCGGCGGCGUGAAGCAGAGUGGGAUCGGACGAGAACUCGGCGAGGCGGGUCUGGAGGCGUAUUCGCAGAUUAAAGCGGUGCAUGUCAAUCUGGGCACGAAGCUGUAG